Molecule: messenger RNA, 1197 nt
Organism: Ostreococcus lucimarinus CCE9901
Lineage: Eukaryota; Viridiplantae; Chlorophyta; Mamiellophyceae; Mamiellales; Bathycoccaceae
Exons: 1
Coding region: 22-1164 (380 amino acids)
Biological process (GO): sucrose biosynthetic process; fructose metabolic process; fructose 6-phosphate metabolic process
Cellular component (GO): cytosol; cytoplasm
Molecular function (GO): fructose 1,6-bisphosphate 1-phosphatase activity
Source: RefSeq, a predicted model, not a curated record
GAUAGGUAAAGAACGCACACGAUGUCUGCCGCCACCUCCGCCUGCGCUCGCGCGAUCGUCGCGACGAAGAAGACCACCGCGGCGCGCCGCGCGGGCAAGUCGGCGACGCGGGCGACGCCGCGAUCCGUCGCGGCGCGCGCGGGGGGCGCGGGCACGCCGUUCACGACGUGGAUCUUGCAACAAGAGAUGGAAGAAAAGAUCGACGGCGAACUCGCGGUCGUGUUGUCGAGCAUCGGCUUGGCGUGCAAGCAAAUCGCGAGCUUGGUGCAACGCGCCGGGCUUCAAGGCAUGACGGGUUUGGCGGGCGAGACGAACGUGCAAGGUGAAGACCAAAAGAAGCUCGACGUCAUCUCCAACGAUGUGUUCUGCGAUGUCUUGCGUCAAACCGGCCGCACGGGCGUGAUUGCGUCCGAGGAAGAAGACGUGCCGGUCGCCGUCGAAGAAACCUUCGGCGGUAACUACGUCGUCGUCUUCGAUCCGCUCGAUGGCUCUUCCAACAUCGACGCCGCCGUUUCCACGGGUUCCAUCUGGGGCAUCUACGAGUCCGACUCCACGUGCAUCCCGGAUUUUGGCACCGAAGAUGCGGCCAAGAUUGAAGAGAAGUGCGUCAUGAACGUGUGCCAACCGGGGAACAACUUGUUGUGCGCGGGCUACUGCAUGUACUCCUCUUCCACCAUCCUCGUCUUGACCCUCGGUGAGGGUGUGUACGGUUUCACCCUCGACCCGACCGUCGGCGAGUUCAUCAUGUCCCACGACAACAUCAAGGUUCCGGAAUCUGGUAAGAUUUACUCCUUCAACGAAGGCAACUACGACAUGUGGACUCCGGGCUUGAAGAAGUACAUGGACUCCCUCAAGACUGGCGGCGCGGAACAAGGCACCAAGCCGUACAGCGCCCGUUACAUCGGUUCCCUCGUCGGUGACUUCCACAGAACCAUCUUGUACGGAGGCAUCUACGGCUACCCGGGCGACUCCAAGAACCCGAACGGUAAGCUUCGCCUCUUGUACGAGUGCGCGCCGAUGUCCUUCAUCGCCGAACAAGCCGGCGGUAUGGGUUCCACCGGUAAGGAGCGCGUCCUUGACGUUGUCCCGGAAAAGUUUCACCAACGUGUGCCGUUCUUCACCGGCUCCAAGAAGGAAGUGCAGUACUUGGAAUCCUUCAUGUAGACGCCGCAUAUUUUUCACAACCUAGACGGAGAU